Molecule: messenger RNA, 2285 nt
Organism: Pyricularia pennisetigena
Lineage: Eukaryota; Fungi; Ascomycota; Sordariomycetes; Magnaporthales; Pyriculariaceae
Exons: 2
Coding region: 9-2285 (758 amino acids)
Source: RefSeq, a predicted model, not a curated record
AGCUUGCCAUGAAGGGCGCGCUCGUGGUGACGGCAGCCCUCAGCAUAGGAGCUGCAUCUGCCCGCAGCAUUCCUCUCCAGGCCCGUAGCCCAUACGGCACCGAUGGCGGCCGCAUCAUAGCGGCCGACGCUAACCAGGAUACCAGCCAUGACACCCAGACGGCUUUGGAGAAGCGAUUGUUGCCCCUAAUCCCUGUACUUGCAACAGUAGGCGCUCCACUGAUCGGCAAGGCCGUUGAAAAGGUUGUCGACAAGGUCUCUGGAGGAGACAAGAAGAAAAAGGAGGAGGAGGAGAAGAAGAAGAAGGCAGAAGCCGAGGCGGCGGCAGCAGCCGAGGCGGAAGCAAAGAAGAAGGCCGAGGAAGACAAGAAGAAGAAGGAGGCUGAGGACAAGAAGAAGAAGGAAGAGGAGGAGAAAAAGAAGAAGGCUGAGGAAGAGAAGAAAAAGAAGGAGGAGGAGGAAAAGAAGAAGAAUGCCCAAAACACAGCCGUAGUGCCUGUGCCAGUUCCUCCUGUCUCGAAUACCACCACUGGAGAGCCCGGCGUUGAAGGAGGUGUGCCCCCGGCCCAGCUUCCUGCCGAGGGUGCUGAGGGUGUUCCUGCUCCGGUUCCCGGCCAAACUGUGGAUCCGUUGACUGGUCAAGUUUAUGAUACAUCGGCUGGCCAAGUUGUUGAUCCAUCGACUGGUCAAAUUAUCGAUCCUUUGACUGGCCAAGCUGCUGAUCCUUUGACUGGCCAAAUUUCUGAUCCGUUGACCGGUGCUGUUGAGGGAACACUGGGAGGGACGCCCGAAGGCGGGGCCGCUGCUUUGCCUGCUGAAGGAGCUGCCGACCAGGAUCUUGCACAAACUGUGCCUGGCGCCGCUACUGGUGCUGUACCCGCCACUGGAGCUGUCCCUGCUACAGGGGCUGUUCCUGCUGGUGCUGCUGCUGGUGCUGCCACCGGUCUAGAGGAUGCAGCUCCUGUGCAGCCUUCCGUCGCCGGCCCCAGCGGGCUUCAAGAUCCAGCGGCCCUUCAACCUCAAACCACCGCCGCCAACGCCGGACUUGCCGGAUCUGGUGUCGCCCAGGAGGACCCGUCGCUUGUCGCUGCCAACCCCGCAGCCCUCCAGCCGGCUGCCACGGCAGCCGGUGGCGCCGCCGGCCUGGACGGCCUCGACAUGUACGCGCAGCAGCCCGACACGCUCGGCGCGUCGUCGCUUGCCGCCCCUCCGGCCGCGGCUCUGCAGGCGGUCUAUAGACGCGACGUUGCUGUCGCGGCUGGCGAGUCGGACAAGGCCGCGUUGGAGAAGCGCAUUGUGCCCGCGGUCAUGGGUCUCCUCUCGAUGGCUCCGAUGGUGGCGCCCGUCAUCAGUACGGCGGGUGAUCUCGUCGGCAAGCUCGCGAAGAAGAUCAAGGGCAAGAAGGAUCCCGACCCGGCUGCUCAACCAGUUACCGACCCGGCCGUCGCACCGGCGCCGCAGCCUGCUACUCAGCCUGUUCAGACGGCUCCUCAGGCGGCUCCUCAGACGGUUCCUCAGACGACCCCUCAGACGGCUCCUCAGGCGGCUCCUCAGACGGUUCCUCAGACGACUCCUCAGACGGCUCCUCAGACGGGUGAGCCGCCUGCCAACGAUCCCCUGAUGCAAAGCGCCGACGAUCUUUAUGGCGAUGAGUUUGAGGAUGAUUUUGAUGACGGCCUUGGCUCUGUUUCUGGUGCUGGUACUGGUGGCCUUGGUACCGGUACUGGUGUUCCCGCGGCUGGCGUCGCUGCUGGUGCUGGUGCUGGUAUCGGUGCGGGUGCUGGGCAAGCGGGUGGCCUCGGUGCUGGUGUUGGUGCCGACCCUUAUGCCGCCGACUCUUAUGCCGCCGAUGCAUCUUUUGACGCUGGUUUUGAAGAUGACCUCUACGGGGCCGCUCCGGCCCAGGGAAUUUACCGCCGCGAUAUCGAUGAUGCUAACGCCCAGGAUGGCAACGAAUACGCUGACAGCCCCGAUGAAGACGAGUUCUCCGAUGCCCAAGAAUCACUCACCCCCGAUGUGAACUCUGCUGACCAAAACACCGAGGUCUACGACGAUGCUAAUGCCGACGCCGACGUCGACGAGGACGAGGACGAGGACGACGAAGACGGCGAUGAGUACUCUAGCAUUUUCAAUGGUGAAGAUCAUCCUGAUAGCACUGACCUCUCUAGGCGCCAAUCUACACAGGAACCUCUGGUCUAUGAGGAUAUAACUGACGACGAGGCAGUGGCCGAGAUCAUGAAGAGGUUUGUCCCGGCACGUCGCGUCAAGCGCAGCUGGAGGGCUUGA